Nycticebus coucang (slow loris) is the source of this 1390-nucleotide messenger RNA. RefSeq names its product otoraplin (gene OTOR). Gene Ontology annotation, molecular function: protein binding. The coding region runs from base 45 to 431 and encodes 128 amino acids. The transcript is spliced from 4 exons. Gene Ontology annotation, biological process: cartilage condensation. The record is from RefSeq and is a predicted model, not a curated record. NCBI's taxonomy places the organism in Eukaryota, Metazoa, Chordata, Mammalia, Primates, Lorisidae.
CCACCUGCAGUCCCAGGGUGCAACCAAAACAGCAAGAAAGGAAGAUGGCCAGAACACUGUCUUUCUCCCUGCUGGGUUUUGUGGUCGUAUGUGCUGUGCAUGGAAUAUUUAUGGACAGACUUUCUUCCAAGAAGCUCUGCGCAGAUGACGACUGUGUCUAUACUAUUUCUCUGGCUAGAGCUCAAGAAGAUUACAAUGCCCCAGACUGUAGAUUCAUUAACGUGAAACAAGGGCAGCAGAUCUAUGUUUACUCAAAGCUGGUGAAAGAAAAUGAAGCUGGAGAAUUUUGGGCUGGCAGUGUCUACGGUGCUGACCAGGACGAGAUGGGAACCGUGGGGUAUUUCCCCAGCAACUUGGUCAAGGAGCAACGUGUGUAUAAGGAAGCCACCAAGGAAGUCCCCACCACGGAUAUUGACUUCUUCUGUGAAUAAGAAAUUAGUUAAAACUGCAGACAGAAAGAAAAUGCCAAAAAAUAAAGAAAAAAGCCAAAAUAACCCCCAAACGCACGUCUGUAAUUUCUGACUGUCGUUUCAAGCAUUUGUUACCUCUCCCGAGUUGGAGACGGUGGGUAAAAGAGGAUUUUCAACUUGGUCUUGGUUCCUGCUGGCCGGGUCUUCCCACACACUGGAGCAUGGGAGACAUUGGGCUGAAGCGGAUACAUUGAAACAGAGAAUUAUUUUUCAACCUAGAGAAUCUUCUCUUCCAUGGGGGUACAUACAAAAGAUGGUGCAUUUGUAAUUAUUUCUAAUAGUAAUUCUCAGUUCCCUGUCUGUAAGCUUGGUGGUUCGUAGGUCUUCCCUUUGGACACAAUAUUAUCUAAAGGGCCAUAUCAUCAAAGAAAUAUUCUAUUAUUUUUGUUGUUUUUAAUAUUUGAUGCCUUUGGAAGGUAGAGCUGUUAGGGGAAGAAAAAUGCUCUUGAACCCACAGAUGUUUAAAUGAUGUCUCUAAAUCCCUCUUUUAGAACAGUCUCAAAAGUGACUCCGCUUGAAUAACUUUACCUUCUAAAUGAUCAAUUUGCCUCUCUCCAGGUUUAAAUAAGUGUGUAUAUAUAUAACAGGGGAAGGCAGUUUAUGGAAAUAAGUUUAAUGAAACAGUUUUCCCUUACCCACUCCCUGGGUGCUUUUCAAGUUUUGAGUCAUCAGAAGACACAACAAAAAAGAUCUGUGGGUUAUUUUCUUUACUUCUCUUUCAACUUUGAAUUUCCUUUUCCUGUGCAAAUUCCUCCAGUCCCGUGUGGGUGUGAUGCAUCAAGAAAUCCACUGAGGGGAAGCGGGACUGUGAUCCUGAUGGGCCCUGGAGUUAUUCUAUAUUUAGCUGCAAAUCUGCUUUGAUUGUGCUGUUAAUGUGAUUCUUUUGAUGCAGUCUUGAGUUUUUGUUUGUUUACAUGUAA